Culicoides brevitarsis is the source of this 769-nucleotide messenger RNA. It is a transcript of the gene Ccs, whose product is annotated as copper chaperone for superoxide dismutase. The record is from RefSeq and is a predicted model, not a curated record. The coding region runs from base 89 to 769 and encodes 226 amino acids. Gene Ontology annotation, molecular function: copper ion binding; superoxide dismutase copper chaperone activity. The transcript has 2 exons. Gene Ontology annotation, biological process: superoxide metabolic process. Lineage: Eukaryota; Metazoa; Arthropoda; Insecta; Diptera; Ceratopogonidae.
CAUGAGACGAAUGAAAUUGAUAAAUUCUGAUAAUUCCAAAAACAAUCCACAGCAUUUAAAAAUUCCUUAAAAAACUUUUGAAUUCCUCAUGAAAACUACAAAAAUCGAAUUCGCUGUUCAGCUCAAUGGCUCAAAUGCCGACGAAGAAAUCAAAUCAGCUCUCAAGGACGUUGGAACCGUCGAGAUCAACAAAAAUCUCGGAAGUGUCAUAAUCGAAACCUCAUCUACACCAUGGAGCGAAAUCCAGUCAAAAAUCGAAGCCACAGGUCGACGAGCUGUUCUCACGGGUUUCGGAGGACAAAGUUGCGUUUCCAUCAUCGAUACCGGCAAAUCAUCUUUAAAAGGAGUCGUUCGCAUCUGCAACGUUUCCGAAUCGUCUGGAAGUGUCAUUGACGGUGUCGUCGAUGGAUUACAAGCAAAUCGCAAAUAUCGCUUCAACAUCCACGAAUGCGGAGACUUGAGCGAGGGAUGUCAAUCUGUUGGCGGAGUCUUCAAACCUAGUCAAAUUGAGGAAAAAAUUGUCGAAGCUGAUGCCAAUGGAAGACUUUCAUUCCGGAUUUUGGAUAAAAAUUUAAAUGUACCUGACUUGAUAGGACGAUCGGUGGUCAUUAGCGAAAAAGAUUCAGACGAAAGACUUGGUUGUGGCAUCAUUGCACGAUCUGCGGGCAUUUUCCAGAAUUCCAAGAAGAUUUGCGCGUGUGACGGCGUGACAAUUUGGAGUGAACGUGAUCGACCCAUUGCUGGCAAGGGGCGAAGGGAUGAAAAAUAA